GGACGGUUUCAGCGGCCGCUUUUCACACCUACUCAUUCUAGCCACCCUAGAGUGGCAGCAAUGCAAUUCCAGUCGCGCAUGUUAAUUUGAUACUGAGCGGAAGGGGACCAAACAAGUGAUGCAUAUUCAAGGUGCGGUCAGACGAAAGUAAGUAGCCUGUCAAGCACUGCUUGUAUUUGUCCCAUGACUCGGCACAGAUGCUCUUGUGGAGGACCGCUUUCAACUUUAGAAUCUUCUGGCUACAUUAGGGACUGGUCAUGCGGCUUCGUAAAACCAUGAAGUAUAGCUCCAACUUUUGGUUAAAUCGUUGCCAAUUCUUGCCCAUAUCACCUGUCUGUGGUCCGGGAGGCUUGAGCACCACCACGUUUCUUCUCGGGGUCCUGCUCCUGCUUGAAGCUGACAUGUUGUUGUGUGGCCGUCAGCGUGUGGUCACUCGGCUGCGACUGCUGCAACAUCGUGUACUGUCCACUAACCCUGAGCUCUUGGCAUUGUGCAACAGUUAUCCUGCACUGCGUGGUCGCAAGGCAGGCCAGCCUGAUGAUCUCUUCCAUGUGCACUCUGCUGCACUGGACUUGCUGGAGGAGCACCUGGUCCACUGGCCUGGGGGCUGCCCACCUGUGGUGUUAGAGGCCAACGCUGGGCCUGGCUUGCUGAGUCGACGCCUGGUUGAAGCAGGCCGCAUCACGUCAUGUGUGCGCAUGUUUGAGCACCGUCAAUGCUUCCUGCCCGAGCUCAGGGCUCAGGUGGCUGCAUGGCCAACGCGCUUGGAGUUGGUGGAGGCAGACCUGCUGCGAAUGCACAACCGAGAGGGGCAGUUGCUGGCUGGUAUCACGCCACGCCCCUGGACGCAUGCUCCCGAGGCCGUGCUGGUGGCGAGCCUCUCCCGAGUGCGCGAGGUGGGCUUCCUGCGCUACGUGCUGCACCAGCUACCCAUGGGGACCUCCCUGUUUGCCUUGGGUCGGCUGGCCUUCCUGCUGUUUCUCAGCCACAUCGAGGCUGCGCACAUCACGGCAUCCCGAGGCAUUAACUUCAGGCACUAUCGAGAUGUCAGCAUUCUCUAUCAGCUCUUCUUUCAUGUUGAUGUGCUUGGCCAGGUAUCGCGUGAACUUUUCCUGCCCGCCCGUGGAGCAAAAACUCAGGCUCCGUUGCAUUUGUUGCGGUUAGUGCCACGCAGUGACCUCUGGAAUUUGGCAGGCGGCCCCGAGCGGCUUCACGAACUGGUGUUCUUUGUGCGCCAGAACAUGGUGCGCCGCACCGCUUAUGUGCUGCCUUGUCUCGAGAAGUGGAUACCCGGGUGUGGGCCACGGCUGCUCCGUGAAGGAGCCACGCGGGUCUUUGAGCGCAUGGGUGAUCUGAGCCCUGAGCGCAUGCUGCGGCUCUUCCAGCUCUUCUCGGCACUGCCCGAGUACACCCAGUCUGCGUUCACCGCUGCAGUGGCCAGAGAGGGCUCCUGACACCUUCAUCAUGGGUGCAUUCUGUGGACAAAGAGGAGUUUCAAGCUACACGCCUGUCUUGUCAUAUUCGCUCGUUGGUACGAUAAAGUAGUGCAAUAAUUUAUUGAUAUAUCUUUCUCUGUAUAUGAGCUGUGUGGUUCAAGUCAUCUGACUGACUAUAGAAUCUCUCCAACUCAAAUAAAAAGGCGAGCAAAAGUA
This is a messenger RNA of Rhipicephalus microplus (southern cattle tick), 1652 nucleotides long. RefSeq names its product mitochondrial transcription factor B2 (gene mtTFB2). Gene Ontology annotation, molecular function: rRNA (adenine-N6,N6-)-dimethyltransferase activity; mitochondrial transcription factor activity. The record is from RefSeq and is a predicted model, not a curated record. NCBI's taxonomy places the organism in Eukaryota, Metazoa, Arthropoda, Arachnida, Ixodida, Ixodidae. Gene Ontology annotation, biological process: transcription initiation at mitochondrial promoter; rRNA methylation. Gene Ontology annotation, cellular component: mitochondrial matrix.